Molecule: messenger RNA, 1485 nt
Organism: Peniophora sp. CBMAI 1063
Lineage: Eukaryota; Fungi; Basidiomycota; Agaricomycetes; Russulales; Peniophoraceae
Source: the annotation of a GenBank genome assembly
AUGGCCCCUACUGUCUCAUUGCCGGCUGAUCAGGAGAAUAUAUGGACUUUCCUCACUGUGGCUCGCGUGAACCCAUCGAAUCUCAAAUGCGAAUCUCUACCCAUCCUAUCCAUACGCAAUGAAUAUGGGCGCAAUUUCCACCUAUCUUGGCUUGGAUUCUGGGUUGCCUUCCUCUCUUGGUUCGCUUUCUCUCCGCUUGUUCCGGAGGCGGUAUCCAAGGAUCUACAACUGACCCCGGCUGAGCUUGCGAACUCCAACGUGAUCUCCCUAUGUGCUACGCUGGUCGUACGUAUCGUCGCUGGACCGGCAAUUGACCGCUAUGGUCCACGCAAAGUCAUGGCAACCUUGCUUGUCAUUGGUGCCAUUCCGUCCGGACUUGCCGGAACCGUGCAUAACGCACAAGGGCUCUACGUUAUCCGUUUCUUCAUCGGUAUUCUCGGUGGCACCUUCGUCCCCUGUCAGGCAUGGACUACGGUGUUCUUCGACAAGAAGGUUGUGGGACUUGCCAAUGCGCUUGCUGGCGGGUGGGGCAAUUCAGGCGGUGGCUUUACUUUCAUCAUCAUGGUCGCGCUUUAUAACCGACUUGUGGCAGACGGCCUCUCAAGCCACUCUGCGUGGCGGGCUGCUUUCGCAAUAGUUCCCGUUCCCGCACUGCUUUUCAUCGCGCUCAUGAUCAUGCUCUUCGGGACCGAUCAUCCAUCAGGUCGAUGGUCUGAUCGCCACAAAACCCUCCCGACUUGCUCUGCUCCCUCUCAAGAACGUGCACCCUCUGUCCAGGACCUGGAAGCCAAAGUCUCGAGCGAGAAGAUGACUGCGCAAGUAUCCGUCGAACCUGUAUCUGCCGUCGAUUCGGCUGUCAACGAGCCACUCGACCUUCGUGAUACUCUGACCUUACUCCUUAACCCAUUAACGUGGUUGCCUGCGCUGAGCUAUCUCACCACCUUUGGUUUCGAACUUGUCGUAGACGCCAAUCUAGCGAAUGUACUAUACGGGUUGUACAAAGGCCCAUCUUUCGAUCAAACCAAGGCAGGCUAUAUAGCAUCAACCUUUGGGUUGCUCAACAUAUUCUCUCGCCCACUUGGAGGUUACUUGGGCGACCUGAUCUACAUGCGGCUUGGUGUCAACGGGAAAAAAGGUCUUAUGCUUGCGCUCGGGAUUGCGCAGGGUCUAUUCGCCAUAGGCUUUGGUGUAUACGUCGACCAACACCAUUCGCCAUCUUUAGGAGUCGUAAUCGGUCUCUUUGUCGUGAUGGGAUGGUUCAUGGAGAGUGCAAACGGCGCGGCGUUCGCUUUGGUACCGCAUUGUAACCCAAACUCGAAUGGAUUGACAAGUGGCAUUGUCGGCGCCAGCGGCAACCUCGGCGGCGUGAUAUUCGCUUUGAUCUUCCGAUUUGAAGCCACCGCGGGAAAGUCAUUCUGGAUUUGCGGUGUCCUUGCAGUGGGCCUCAAUGCAAUACUCUCGCUUAUCAAGGUUCCUCGGUGGUGA